Brachypodium distachyon (stiff brome) is the source of this 3466-nucleotide messenger RNA. RefSeq names its product putative disease resistance RPP13-like protein 3. The record is from RefSeq and is a predicted model, not a curated record. Gene Ontology annotation, molecular function: ADP binding. The transcript is spliced from 3 exons. The coding region runs from base 233 to 3061 and encodes 942 amino acids. Gene Ontology annotation, biological process: defense response to other organism. NCBI's taxonomy places the organism in Eukaryota, Viridiplantae, Streptophyta, Magnoliopsida, Poales, Poaceae.
GAUGAUGCCUGCUUUCCGAUUAGUGUGAGUUGUGAGCUCUGAGCCACCGUUAGGUGACUCCUUAAUUAGGUUGGUCAACGAGAGGUUGCAGAAGGAACUCGUGCUGCUAGCUAUGUGAGCAAUGCCAACUAGCUAUUUGAUCUUCCUGCUUUUGUAACACCACCAAGUACACAAAAACACAAAGCCAAACGUUGAGUCACAUUGACAAAUUUGUGACUAGCUAGGGCGCUAGAUGGAGGUGGUGAGCGCUGCGGACGGCGCCUUGGGUCCCCUGUUGGGGAAGCUCGCUACUCUUCUUGCCGAGGAGUACAGCCGCCUGAAAGGGGUGCGUGGCGAGAUCCGCUCCCUCAAAUCUGAGCUCACCAGCAUGCAUGGUGCCCUCAAGAAGUACACCAUGAUAGAAGACCCGGAUGUCCAAGUCAAGACAUGGAUAUCGCUCCUGAGAGAGCUCGCGUACGACACCGAAGAUUGCUUCGACAAGUUCAUUCACCACCUCGGCGGUGGCGGCGGCAAUCAUGGUGGCUGCAAGGAGUUCUUCUGCAAAAUUGCUCGCUCCCUCAAGACACUUGGGCAUCGGCAUGGUCUCGCAGACCAAAUCGACGAACUCAAGGCUCGUAUAAAGGAAGUGAAAGAGCUCAAGAGCAGUUACAAGCUCGAUGACAUUGCUUCUAGUAACUCUAAUCAUGGUACCGUGGAUCCUCGACUUGGUGCUCGUUUUAACGAUAACCUUGUCGGCAUCGACGGUCCGACAAAUGAUCUUGCCAAGUGGAUGAUGGAAGAAAACAGUAGCUCAACCAAACUUCGUCGCAAGGUGUUGUCAAUUGUUGGGUUCGGUGGACUGGGAAAGACAACAUUAGCGAAUGAGGUUUGCAUCAAGAUUGAAGGGCACUUUGAUUGCCGGGCUUUUGUAUCAAUCUCGCAAAACCCAGAUAUGAAGAAAAUAGUCAAGGAUCUGAUCCAUAAGGUGCCUUGUCCGAAGGAUUUUACAAAAGGCAUCGACACCUGGGAUGAAAUCACAUCUAUUGAAAAGCUGAGAAACUUGCUACAAGAUAAGAGGUAUCUAAUCAUCGUUGAUGAUGUAUGGUCCAUAUCAGCAUGGAAUGCUAUUAAGUGUGUUUUUCCAGAGAAUAACCGCUCUAGCCGGAUUAUAGCUACUACACGCAUUUUUGAUGUAGCAAAAUCAUGUUCCCUGGGUACUGAUGACCACAUCUAUGAACUGAAGCCCUUAAAUGGUUUUCAUUCUGAAAGAUUGUUUCACAAAACAAUAUUUGGCUCUGAGGAUGGUUGCCCUGAUAUGCUGAGAGAGAUCUCCAAUGAGAUACUGAAAAAAUGUGGAGGCCUACCAUUGGCAAUUAACAGUAUAUCUGGUUUAUUGGCAAGAAUACCAACUAACAAACAAGAGUGGGAGAAGGUGAAAAGGUCAAUUGGUUCUGACCUGAGCAGAAGCCAAAGUCUAGAGGGCAUGAAAAAUAUAUUAUCCUUGAGCUACAAUGUUCUUCCUGGUUACCUCAAGACUUGUUUGUUGUAUUUAAGUAUUUUUCCUGAGGAUUAUGUCAUUGACAAAGAGAGGCUAGUCAGGCGAUGGAUAGCAGAAGGCUUCAUCUCUGAAGAGCGUGGACAGAGCAAACAGGAUGUUGCCGAGAAGUACUUCUACGAGCUUAUCAAUAAAAACAUGGUCCAACCAGUGGACAUUGGCCAUGAUGGUAAAGCUCGUGCCUGUAGGGUGCACGACAUGAUGCUUGAACUUAUUAUUUCCAAAUCAGCCGAAGAGAAUUUCAUCACUGUGGUAGGCAGCGGGCAAAAAGUUCUGGCAAAUCGCCAAGGUUUUAUUCGACGACUAUCAAUCCAGGACAUUGACCAGGAGGUUGCAUCUGUAUUGGAAAAUGAAGAUCUGAGCCAUGUUCGAUCUCUGACUGUGACAAGAUCAGGUUGCAUCAAAUACUUGCCCAGUCUUGGUAAAUUUGAAGCUUUACGUGUACUAGAUUUUGAAGAUUGUGACGAUAUAGAGGAAUAUGACAUGAGCCCUAUGGACAAGCUAUUCCAGCUAAAGUUCGUCAGCUUUAAGAACACAUACAUAUCAGAGCUACCAUCAGGAAUUGUGACGCUACAUGGUCUAGAGACGCUAGAUCUUAGGAAUACAUACAUAGAUGAGUUGCCUGCUGGAAUUGAUCAGCUCAUUAAGCUACAGCAUCUGCUCACUGAAAGUGGGCCAUAUAGAUACAGAUACAGACAUGGGAGAAUGAAGGUACCAAAUGGGAUUGGGAAUAUGAGGAGCUUACAAGUGGUCUCAGGCUUUAAUAUUUCCCUCAGUUCAGUUGGUGCAGUGGAGGAGCUCGGGAAUCUGAAUACAUUGAAUGAACUCCAUGUUCAAUUGGAUGAUGCAGACAACAGGUGUGCAGAUAUGUUACUCUCCUCUGUAUGCAGGCUUGGAACAUGCAAACUCCAAUGUUUCUGGAUAUCCAGUGACGAUUCAACUUCCCUCGAGUUCUUAGAUUCUUGGUCCCCUCUGCCAUCUUCCCUCCAAGUAUUUGGGAUGACCACAAACUACUAUUUUCCAAAAAUUCCAAAGUGGAUCACACCAGCACUCACUAAUCUUACAUACCUACUACUUAUUGUCAGUGACGUAACACAGGAGGAACUUCACAUGCUUGGAGAGCUUCCUGGUUUAAUUUAUCUGGAACUUUGGUUGGAACGAGGGAAGACGAGAACUCUUGCUGUGCAAGGCAGAGGAUUCCAAUGUUUGAAGGAGUUGCACUUUCGCGUUUCGUUUUAUGGUACUGCUACGAUUAACUUUGUAUUUAUGGAAGGGGCAUUGCCAAAUCUUGAGAAGCUUGAUGUGCCACUUUCAGCGGCAACAGAGAAUGGGUAUUAUUUUGGUAUUGUGCACCUCGCAAGUCUGAAAGAUGCAAAAUUUCGUCUUGACACGAUGGGAGCCACAUAUUCUGAAUUGAAGGCUGCAUCAGUUGCCAUAAGGAAUGAAACAGAUGCCCAUCGCAACCCGCUCAGAGUAACUAUCGUGGGACUAGGGGACGAGAGCGAUGAUGAGUGUGAUGAUGAAUAAACUUGAAGUGGUUCUCUCUUAUCAUGACAUUUCGUCAACAACACAGGGAGGGGCGCUUCCUCUUGGAAGUACUUACAAACUGUGGCGUUGUCUGCUGUUGGGUUGAUCAGAAUGUUGUGAUGGAGACGGAAGAUUAUUGUACAAGUACUGGUGCCCUGCUCUAAAAAAAAAGUACUGGUAUUGUAAGGGUUGGCGUGGUGUGCUAUUUUCUGGAGUACAUGGUAUUCGCAUCAUUGUGAACUUUGUAUUAUUAUUAUUGUAAUCGGUUAUUCAGCUUGGUUGAGGAUUAUUAAGCUCGCCUCAGGGUUGGCGUGAUGUGCUAUUUUCUACAUUGGUAUUCGCAUCAUUGUGAACUUUGUAUUAUAUUAUUAUAAUCGGUUAUUCAGCUUGGUUGAGGAUUAUUAA